AUGGAGUCACUAUCAGAGCAUCCUUGGGAUGUAAUCAUUGCAGGUACUGGGCUGGAUCAAUCUCUUCUGGCAUUAGCUCUUUCGCGGUCGGGAAAGAAGGUGCUCCACCUAGAUCAGAACUCAUACUAUGGUGGCUCAGAGGCCGCUUUCAGUCUGGACGAGGCUUCAGAGUGGAUGAACAGUGUCAAUCAACAUCCAGGCCGGACUCCAUUUGAAGAUGCCAAGAUUAUCACCCACCAAGACUCAUCAGAGUCUGCGCCCUCUAAAGCCGACUCCAACACUAGCGAGCGUACUCAGGGCACACCAGACGUCCGUCCGAAGCUAGCUGCCAGUCGCGCCUACACACUCUCUCUUUCCCCAUACUUCCUCUACACCCGCUCAGAACUAAUCUCCAUCCUCAUCUCUUCAAAGGUCUACCGCCAGCUAGAGUUCAUGGCAGUCGGCAGUUGGUGGAUCCACUCUCCGGAACACCCCAAUGCUGAUAGCCUUGAGCUUGGAGCUACGCGACUAUUCCACCGUGUUCCUGGUAACCGGGAAGAUGUCUUUGCCGAUAGCAAUAUCAGCAUGAAGUCCAAGAGGACGCUCAUGCGAUUCUUGCGACACAUCAGCAAACCUCAGGAUGGGGAAGAGCAGGACGAGGCAGAGGAAAAUAAGGACCUGUCGAUGCCCUUUGCGGACUAUCUGUCCUCCAAUUUCAGUGUCCCGCAGGAUCUCCAAAAUCCUCUGCUCUCGCUCUCUCUGUCACAGCUACCCCAGCGGGAUACCUCUGCCAGCUAUGCAGUCCCUCGCAUCAAGAGACAUCUGGCUUCCAUCGGCGCCCUGGGACCCGGAUUCGGGGCUGUCGUCUCCAAGUAUGGUGGAGGCUCUGAGAUCCUUCAGGUAGGAUGCAGAGCUUCUGCUGUCGGAGGAGCUGUGUAUGCCUUGGAUACAGGUAUUCAAUCAAUCACAGAUGGCGAAGUCUCGGCAGAAUCAGAACAUCCUGUCGAGGUGUGUUUGUCGGACGGAGAGACCGUUCGGACUCGUGUCCUCAUUGGUUCUGCCUGGGAUCUUCCCAGUCUGGAGCAGCCACCUUGUACAAAGGUUGCAAGGUCGAUUACUGUCGCUUCUUCAACCUUCACAUCCCUCUUCCCCGUUACAGCUGAAGGUGCACCCGUGCCUGCCAGCACUGUUCUUAUGUUCCCUGGCGAAACAUUGGGCAGCCCUCAAUCUCCGCCGGUGUACCUCCAAGUCCACUCGAGUGACACCGGCGAUUGCCCACGACAGCAGAGUAUUAUCUACGGAAGCGUCGCUCUCUCCGGUCCGGAAGGUCACACUCUCCUCGAGCGUGCCGUGGAUCGACUCCUUCAGGCAGAAGGUCCCCAGGCCAUUGCUCUGUGGUCCAUGCGGUAUAACCAGCUUGGCCGUCUUAGUAACAGCGGAACACCACCCACCAUCCAGACCCAUUCGCCUCAUGUCUUCCGCUUCCCACCGCCUAGCCUUGAUCUGGCGUUUGAGGAUCAGACGGUCGAUAUGAUCAAACAGGCGUGGGUCAACAUCGUAGGAGAUGAGGUGGCUCAUGAUGAGUUUAUGAUCUUUGAGGAUCGCGAAGGCACCUCUGAUGAUUGA
Messenger RNA from Penicillium cataractarum, 1605 nucleotides. RefSeq names its product putative Rab geranylgeranyl transferase escort protein. Gene Ontology annotation, biological process: protein geranylgeranylation; vesicle-mediated transport; small GTPase-mediated signal transduction. Gene Ontology annotation, cellular component: Rab-protein geranylgeranyltransferase complex; cytosol; nucleus. The transcript is spliced from 4 exons. Gene Ontology annotation, molecular function: GDP-dissociation inhibitor activity. NCBI's taxonomy places the organism in Eukaryota, Fungi, Ascomycota, Eurotiomycetes, Eurotiales, Aspergillaceae. Bases 1 to 1605 code for a protein of 534 amino acids. The record is from RefSeq and is a predicted model, not a curated record.